This is a messenger RNA of Oncorhynchus keta (chum salmon), 4694 nucleotides long. Its product is annotated as protein FAM193B-like. Bases 216 to 3725 code for a protein of 1169 amino acids. Gene Ontology annotation, cellular component: cytoplasm; nucleus. The transcript has 11 exons. The record is from RefSeq and is a predicted model, not a curated record. NCBI's taxonomy places the organism in Eukaryota, Metazoa, Chordata, Actinopteri, Salmoniformes, Salmonidae.
CGACUGCUUAGCUUCAUCACGGUGAAGCCAUUUUGCCAGCACUAUCUUUGACCUAUGAACCCCCAGAGUGUGGCAGCGCUCCGCCAUAUUGACUGUUGUCUUGACUGGAGAAGAUAGGGUGACCAUUUGUGAUCCUAGAACAAAUCGAAACCGUGCUUUUUAACAUCUCUAAACUAGCGCUACCUUGACCAAAGGAUAUAUCCGAGAUCUGCGUGAUGGCGAGGAAGAAAAACAAACAACAAGGAGUCGGGAGCAAGGAGCUGGUGUCCGGACAACAGAGCAUAUCGAAGAGCCCCGUCCCUCCCGGAGAUGCAGCUGGCGGGGAUGCAGGGCUGGAUAGACUGGCGGCCAGGGCGAACCAGCCAAUGCACACCUGCUGCCUCCUGUGUCACCGUGAGUUUAAGGACUGGGGGGCGAGCUCAGCCAACGGUCUGCCUGGGGGCCACGGGGCGAAGCUAGCUGACGCUGUCCCAGCCCUGUCCCAGGCCCUGCUCAGAGAGGUGCCGGGCCAGAAGCUGUCCGACACCGUGCCUUCGCUAAGCCAGUCUCUACUGGGAGAGGUGCCACUCUGGAUCUGCCAGAGCUGUCGGAAGAGCGUUGAGGAGGAGGAGAGACGGAGCGCACAGGAAACGGCUGUACCGGUUCCGUUGUCCCACUCAUCGUCGUGUAGGGCUCAGAGCUGUAGUGAAGGUUACCCAGAGCAGAGCUCGGUAGACUGGGAUCCAUCCUCCUUCCUCUCAGCCCACAAGCUUUCUGGUCUCUGGAACUCGGCUCACAACAACGGAGGGAUCCACUGCAACCACAGCACUGCCUCGCACGCACAGCAAGGAACAGGGGGACCAGCGUGUCAUGAGAAGCGAGUCUCUCACGAGGCUCCUGGGAAAUCUGCUAAAACGCCUGGGGCCAAAGUGUGCCCCUACAGCCACCCUUCCCAGAAUUCCAGUGGUUCUUCCCCCGGGAACCCGCUCUCUACCUCCGGGGACCUCUGUAAGACCACCCCAAAGCACUUCAAGACCAUGUGCCGACGACCAACACCGCCUGGUGAAGCAUUCCACCCCAGCGACCACCACCAACACUCAGACCUGUCUGUCCCCCCCAACAGCCCCACUGGCCUCUCCUCCUCCUCUCAGCAUUCCUCUCUCCUGCCCCUCAAGCAGAGCUCCGGAGGGCAGCAGCACGGCCAUGUCACAUCCUCCUCCUCCUCUACCGGUCUAGCUGCUCACGCCCCCUUCUCCCCGCUGGUACCAAACCUCCACGUCCCCGCGGCAGGGGCCAAACUGGGGGCCCUGGGUGGCCCUGACUGCUCAGCAGGGGCCAAGCUGGGGGCCCUGGGUGGCCCUGACUGCUCAGCAGGGGCCAAGCUGGGGGCCCUGGGUGGCCCUGACUGCCCAGCAGGGGCCAAGCUGGGGGCCCUGGGUGGCCCUGACUGCCCAACAGGGGCCAAGCUGGGGGCCCUGGGUGGCCCUGACUGCUCAGCAGCGGCCCUCCAUAAGCCCUUGGCAUGUAAGAACUCACACAUUCCUCCUGUGAACGGCCAGCACAGCAAACUGGGCCCCUCCCAGAUGGGCUGUAACCACCCCUGUAAUGGCCACAGUGGGGGGGCGCUGCCCUCUCCCAACGUGGGACACCUGACCGCUGGGCAACACCUGACCGCUGGCGCCUGCAGGGACCAGGCGUGUAAAGGACAUAAGCUGUCUAACGGGGCGGGGGGGUUGUGUCACCCCCCUUCGGAGCUGGAGGAGGGAGAGGACGAGGACUCUAGUUCUGAGAGGAGCUCCUGUGCUUCCUCCUCAAACAACCAGAAGGAUGGGAAGUACUGUGACUGCUGCUACUGUGAGUUCUUCGGACACAACGCGCCCCCGGUGGCGCCGACCAGCCGUAACUACACAGAGAUCCGAGAGAAGCUCCGGUCCCGGCUGACGCGUCGCAAGGAGGAGUGUCUUCCCCAGAGACGGGACUCUGACCCGGCCGUGUCCACCUCCGUCGACCACCGAGACGUGGACGAGCUGCUGGACUUCAUCAACUCCUCAGAGCACAAACCAGCCAACAGCGCGAAGGCUGCCAAGCGGGCACGCCAUAAACAGAAGAAGAAGGAGAAGCAGACCCAGGCGGGUAGUGGUGAUGGUGAGGGAGCUGGUAGCGACCCGCCCUCCACCCCUCCAGAGCCCAGUGAGGACCCAGACCACCUUAGCCUGGAGGAGGAGGAGGAGGAGGAUGUGGAUGGGGAGUACGGUGAGGGCCCGGAGGCUAGUCGGCUGCUGGAGUGGCCCCAGCUGGAACUAGAGAGGGUCAACUCCUUCCUGACUUCUCGGCUAGAGGAGAUCAAGAACACCAUCAAGGACUCUAUCCGUGCGUCGUUCUCCAUGUACGACCUCAACCUGGAUGUGAAUGACUUCCCGAAGAAGGCUGCUACUCUGGAGGGCAACCAUCUUCUCUCCCACCUCAACGGCUCCUCCUGCUCUGACCUGCAGCAGAUAGACCUCGACCUGGCCCCUCUCUCCCUGGGUACCUUCAAGAGCCAUCUGGACCUGGUCAGCGGCUGGGAGGAGGCCCAUCCCCGGGACAACUCCCCCAUCGGCCCCAUCUCAACCCCUGCUAGUACUACUGUACCUGGGGUAGGGGGACCAGGGGUUGGUACUGGGGGGAAGGAUGUUCACAGGCUCCACACCACCCCCAGCCUCUCCAAGCUGAUCCGGGUGCGCUCCCCAGAGAGGUGCCCCUCUGCUAGGCCUGAGAAUAAACACCAGGCCCCUGCGUCGAUCCAGACCCAGGCCUCUAUUAAGGUAGCUAAGCCUAAAGAGGAGACCCCAGCAGAGCCCAAGAACAUUACUACUCCUACUCCUGGGGUUAAUGUUGGGGCUGGUAAGAACAUUACUACUCCUGGGUCUGGGGUUAAUGUUGGGGCUGGUAAGAACAUUACUACUCCUGGGUCUGGGGUUAAUGUUGGGGCUGGUAAGAACAUUGCUACUCCUGGGUCUGGGGUUAAUGUUGGGGCUGGUAAGAACAUUACUACUCCUGGGUCUGGGGUUAAUGUUGGGGCUGGUAAGAACAUUACUACUCCUGGGUCUGGGGUUAAUGUUGGGGCUGGUAAGAACAUUGCUACUCCUGGGUCUGGGGUUAAUGCUGGGGCUGGUAAGAACAUUGCUACUCCUGGGUCUGGGGUUAAUGCUGGGGCUGGUAAGCUGAAGAAGGGCAAGAAGCAGCAACGUCAGGACCAGCUGCCUCCAGAACAGAACCAGACCAGACCCGGAUCCAAAGCAGCUGCGGAGUUGCAGAAAACUGGUUCUGAUGCUGUGGGUUCUAAGGCUGGUUCUGGUUCCAAACCACCACCUCACUCGGCUGAGAGCCAGAGAACCGGGGCAAGGAGGGCGGAGGAGACCAGACCCACCCGGCAGCAGGCCACCAACGGGACAGCGAGUAGCUCCGGUACUCCCAGCACCCAAAGAGGGAAGGGGGAGGAGCAAGAGGCCAAAGGUCACUCUGUCACCUCAACCAAUCACAACCAAGCCCAGCAGCAACCCAAGGGGAAGAAUAAGAAGAACAAGAACAAGGGAGAGAAAACCAGCCGCAACAUCGACGAUGUGUUUCUCCCUAAAGACGUGGACCCAAAAGAAAUGGAUGAGAUUGAUCGUGAGGUGGAAUACUUCAAAAGGUUUUGCCUCGACUCUGCUAAACAGACCCGCCAGAAGGUUGCAGUAAACUGGUCCAACUUUACCCUCAAAUAGGUUCCUUCCAACGCAGCCCAGUAACUGACGGGUUCUAGAAUACAGAACCAGCCCAGUAACUGACGGGUUCUAGAAUGCAGAACCAGCCCAGUAACUGACGGGUUCUAGAAUGCAGAACCCCCUCCCCCAACACAACUAUGUCCAUACAACCCCUGACGGCCUGAGGCCUUCUCUCAUUCCCACUCUUCCUCUUCUUCCUCACCAAGCCGAGGAACCCUGGUGCAACACCAUUUUCCAUUGGUCAGGACUGCGAUGCUAUUGGCUGACAGACAGGGAUCAUUCACACACACACGGGCCCGACUGAGGACUGGUCUCUUUGCUGUUUCACAACGAGGGAGAUGAGAGAUCCAGGGUGAGACACAGACGGGUGUUGGUUCUCCGUCUGUCAGAUCAGAUCUACUGUGAAAACAGUUACCUUUUUUACAAUAAAAAAUGUGUUUUUAUUGUAAUUGUGGGACAUUUUAACAUUGUAGAAACCUUCUUGGAUUGUAAUUGGUUGGUUCUAUUUGGUGCUUCUGGUCUCUAAAGGUACUGACCCACGACCCACGAUGAACUUUUACUGUCUUUAGUUUAGGGUAAUCUCCCCCAUCUCUCCCUCAACACACAGCGCUCUGUUUAUUGGCACUCUUUUAGAUAAUCAAUUGUCUCUAAAGGAUUUUACGUUGAUUUUAAGAUCAGAAUAGGUCUUAUGGUAUGGGGGGAUGUCAGGUUCACGCACAUUAUACUGUCAUGGACACCAUGUGGGUUAGUUAUCUAUACUGUCAUAGACACCAUGUGUGGGUUGGUUAUCUAUACUGUCAUGGACACCAUGUGUGGGUUGGUUAUCUAUACUGUCAUGGACACCAUGUGUGGGUUGGUUAUCUAUACUGUCAUGGACACCAUGUGUGGGUUAGUUAUCUAUACUGUCAUGGACACCAUGUGUGGGUUAGUUAUCUAUACUGUCAUGGACACCAUGUGUGGGUUAGUUAU